UGUUCGGCAGCCGAGCGUCAACGCGGAGAGACACCAUUUCUGCCGAUGAUUCGCAUUGGAAAACGUCGCACUUUCGACAGAGCGUAGUCGCGAAGAUUGAUGAAGAGAUAAAAGAGUCUGGUAUGUGUACAUCAAAGAAUAGCAUUGAAAUGGAGAAUCAUGUCUUUCAAAAAGCUAAAUCUAAGGAAGAAUACUUGGGUACUGUUGCCAGACUGAUUCUUUAUCUCAGAGAUUCUAAAAAAAGUGCAACUGGUAAUGCUGGUACCAAUAAUCAAGAACUUGAACCUGGUUUGCCGAAGUUGGAAUAUUUAAGUAUUGAAGAAUGAGAAGAAAGAGAAUCAAGAUUAUUUAAUCGUAGAUUUUUAAUUUCUUUAUUCUUCUAAAAACAUGACGACUGGUAUUGGGAAAAUAUAAAAGAUAUUUUUAAUUUUUUUACAUAACUUACAUAAUAUGGUAUUUAUACAGUUCUUCGAUCUGUGCAAAAGUUGCAUAGAAUAGCUGUUAUAAUUAUCUGUAAUGUUUACUAUAUGGUACUUAAAAUAUAGGAACGAUUUGCAUUAAUAUAAAUACAAUAAUGUAAUCCAUAAUAUUGUUUGAUAGGAAGAAAUGUAUUAAAAAUGUUAAAUAUAUUAAAAAUCUCCGCAGACACGCAAUAUACUUUGAUAAUCACAAAACUCAACUUUAAUAAAUAAACUUGUAUUUUAUAACAUU
Molecule: messenger RNA, 711 nt
Organism: Solenopsis invicta (red fire ant)
Lineage: Eukaryota; Metazoa; Arthropoda; Insecta; Hymenoptera; Formicidae
Product: mediator of RNA polymerase II transcription subunit 15
Exons: 6
Coding region: 123-326 (67 amino acids)
Biological process (GO): regulation of DNA-templated transcription
Molecular function (GO): transcription coregulator activity
Source: RefSeq, a predicted model, not a curated record